ACAAAUUUAGAUAAAUUGCAGACUGGAAAUUUGGAACACAGAAACAUGUUAAAUUUUAUUUUUUUAGUGAACAAACAAGGACAAGUCAGACUUAGUCAAUAUUUUAAGCACCAGGACGAAAAUGAAAGGAGGGAUAUUGAACCUGAGAUUGUAAAGAAAUGCUUAAAUAGACAAGAAAACCAGUGUUCAUUCCUGGAUUAUAAGCAGUAUAGAAUUAUUUAUAGGAAAUAUGCUUCUCUGUAUUUCAUUGUGGCUGCAGAUGAAGAAGACAAUGAGAUGGCAGUAUAUGAGUUCAUCCACCAUUUUGUAGAAACUUUAACAUCUUAUUUUGAUAAAGUGACAGAGAUAGAUAUCAUGUUUAACAUGGACAAAGUUCAUAUGAUAUUGAUGGAGAUGGUGCUUAAUGGAGAGAUAGUUGAAACCAAUAAAAACAGAAUUCUGGCUCCAUUGCGGACAAUGGACCAUGCUUCCAAAAGAUAGCUGAAAAUGCUGGACAUUGGUUGUUUUGCUUUUGGAUGCUACUUGUGUGUCAAAUUCAGGAUUCUGGGGCUCCUGAAUUACAGGUGUCAGAUGAAGAGGUUUCUGAAAAUUUCGAAAACAGAGGGGAAUGGUUUUCUUUGAAUUUACCUAACUCAAAGAUGCCAUUUGUUAUUUGAAUUGGCGGUGUAAGCAGUAAUGUGAAACAGUUAAAGUGCCUUUUUGUAAGUCUUUGUGUACUAGAAAUUGCACUUUUUUUUCAAAAUUUCACUUUAAAAAAUAGCAUUCUAGCUCUUGCAGCUUUAGCAUUCUCUCUCGAGCUAAAAAGGUUUGAACCAGAGGAUGCAUCUCUUCUGUUUUGCAGAUCUAUAUUACAUAUUUCAAUUAGAAAUAUGUCCGUUAGAAGGGAUUGACCCUCUAGAAUUAAAAAUUUCCAGCUGGCUGUGCUGGCAGCCACAUUCUCCAGUGUGUUAGUUCCCUACAACUGGUGUCAGAGACCACACUGAGCCAGUGACUAUGCAGUUAAUACCCCUCCACUUGAAUUAAACUGCAACAAUAUACCAGUCUAGUCAGGCACUGGGUAGGACGUGAGAUGAUUCUUAACUUGAGAAUUGUAAGUGCCAGAGAUAUGUUUAAGUCAGUUUUAACAUAAAUAAACAUUCACACUGUCAAAAAUACCCUCUUUACUAAUAAUAAAAGAAGUGAAGAAAGUUG
Molecule: messenger RNA, 1191 nt
Organism: Lingula anatina
Lineage: Eukaryota; Metazoa; Brachiopoda; Lingulata; Lingulida; Lingulidae
Product: AP-4 complex subunit sigma-1
Biological process (GO): intracellular protein transport; vesicle-mediated transport
Cellular component (GO): membrane coat
Source: RefSeq, a predicted model, not a curated record